Messenger RNA from Drepanopeziza brunnea f. sp. 'multigermtubi' MB_m1, 894 nucleotides. RefSeq lists its product as uncharacterized. The record is from RefSeq and is a predicted model, not a curated record. Gene Ontology annotation, biological process: regulation of transcription by RNA polymerase II. Gene Ontology annotation, cellular component: NuA4 histone acetyltransferase complex; nucleus. NCBI's taxonomy places the organism in Eukaryota, Fungi, Ascomycota, Leotiomycetes, Helotiales, Drepanopezizaceae.
AUGCCUCCUCGAGGGAAGAAAACUAAAGGCAGCGCGCGCGCGCCUUCGACACCAGCCGGUGAUGACGAUAUAGUUGCCACUGCUCUUCCGCAGACAGAAAAAUCAGCUUCAAAUACACCUAAGCCUGCCUACAACAUUCUAAAUGACCCUUGGACGGAUGAGCAGGAGACGUCGCUAUUCAAGGGAAUUAUCAAAUGGAAGCCGGCAGGCAUACACAAGCAUUUUCGCAUGAUCGCAUUAUCAGAACAUCUGCGAAACCACGGCUACGAUCCUGCAGUUGAGCAACAUACACGCAUCCCAGGAAUAUGGCAGAAACUACGCACAAUCUACAACCUGGAUGUCAUCGACGACCGCGAGAACUCCUUCGAGUAUGAUGACCCAGACAAAUUCCUCGACUUCAAGCUCCCGGAGAAGGAAUAUGGGGAAGCUAUGUUUAUGAAAGGUCGAAGAAGCGCAGCUCAAGAAAAGGCCAGCGAGGCCCCAUCUUCUCCUCCGCAGCUAGGACGAUCAUCAUCUCCACCUGUAUUGACGAAGCGCAAGAGGGCAGAAACUGUGACUGUGAAGAACAGAGCGGGCACCGGGGAUACGGAUGGCACCAGGACGUCUCCCGCGCUGUCUCCUCCGCCAAAGGCUAUUCGGGUAGUAAAGAAUACGAAUAAGCCUAUAGGGAGGCUGAAGGGUGCUUCUGCCGCUAGCUCGAGACGGCAGAGCAAAGAAACGACUGCCACGGCGGAGACUGCAGACGAGGACGAGGGAGGUGAGGAGACCGAGGGAGCCGUGGAAGACGAGGGGGAGGAUGCCGAGGAAGAGGAUGGGACGGCUUCUCCAAAGCCUUUGAAGGCUGCAAAAGCCAAGCCAGAUCCUCCUACACGUAAAAGUCGAAGGAAAAAGUAG